Messenger RNA from Centruroides sculpturatus (bark scorpion), 1056 nucleotides. RefSeq names its product translationally-controlled tumor protein homolog. Gene Ontology annotation, molecular function: calcium ion binding. The record is from RefSeq and is a predicted model, not a curated record. The coding region runs from base 133 to 651 and encodes 172 amino acids. NCBI's taxonomy places the organism in Eukaryota, Metazoa, Arthropoda, Arachnida, Scorpiones, Buthidae. The transcript is spliced from 6 exons. Gene Ontology annotation, cellular component: cytoplasm.
UGCUAGCUUAGAAUUUAGCGCCCUCUGGAUUGGCUAUAUGUCUGACGGAAUUUUGUAAUUGCGUCCUUUUUAGCUGUAUUGGCUUUGGGUUAGUUUAUAGACUAGUUCCAAUAAUCCAAAUACAUCGUCAAAAUGAUUAUCUACAAGGAUUUAUUAACCGGCGAUGAAAUGUUCACCGAUUCUUCCAAGUGCAGGCUUGUCGACGAUUGUUUGUUCGAAGUCGAAUGUCGGCACAUCUCCAGAAAACAAGGAGAUAUUCAGUUAGAUGGAGCAAAUCCAUCUGCUGAAGAAGUUGAUGAGGGAACAGAUGAAUAUGUAGAAAGUGGAUUAGAUUUGGUGCUCAAUCAAAGACUUGUAGAAACUGGAUUCUCCAAAAAUGAUUAUAAAAAUUAUCUGAAAAGUUACACCAAAAUGCUUCAAGAUAAAUGGAAAGAAGUUGGUAAAACUGAUGAUGAAAUCAAUCAUGCUAAAGCCAAAAUUACAGAAGCGGUAAAAAAAAUUUUACCAAAAUUGAGUGAGGUCCAGUUCUUCUUAGGUGAAAGUUCCAAUCCUGAUGGUAUGGUAGCUAUCUUGGAGUAUCGGGAUGAUGGAAAUGGUGAGAAGCCCUUCAUGAUGUUUAUGAAACAUGGAUUGGAAGAAGAGAAAGUAUAAUAAUCAUCUGUUAUAGCAAGAAUCUAAGCUUUUUAAGACAUUGAGUUGGAACAGCUGGUUGGAUUCUUCCAAAAUUCAUGCAAUAUCAGGAAUAGGAACAUCUAGCCUCUAUUAAAUACAGCCUGUUGUGUCUCAACUAUAAUUUUGGAAAAUUGUUUGGAUUUUUGAAUUAACAGCUGAGCUGUAAUAAAAUUGGCUUUACAUGAUGUGUGGAUUUUUCUUAGUGAAAUCAGAUUGAAGACAACUAAAGAUAUGUGCAAUGCAAUAGAAAUGAAAUAAUAAUCUUCAAAAUACCAUUAUAUAAAGGUUGAAAUGAAUAACAGUACUCGUUUUCAAAGAUGUAUUUUGAAAAUUUAAAGUAAUUCUAUCUAAUUUAAAAUAAAGAUGCACACUUUUUCAAUCAAA